Drosophila teissieri is the source of this 2520-nucleotide messenger RNA. It is a transcript of the gene cysu, whose product is annotated as peroxidase. The record is from RefSeq and is a predicted model, not a curated record. The transcript is spliced from 10 exons. The coding region runs from base 1 to 2304 and encodes 767 amino acids. Gene Ontology annotation, molecular function: heme binding; peroxidase activity. NCBI's taxonomy places the organism in Eukaryota, Metazoa, Arthropoda, Insecta, Diptera, Drosophilidae. Gene Ontology annotation, biological process: response to oxidative stress.
AUGCGGCAUAUGGGCUCCGUCGACUGCCGAUCGACCGCCAGCUGCCACUUACAAAUACUUCUACUGUCUCUGGCGGCGGUGGCGCAUGCGCAGUACCAUCAGUUUGGUGAGCAACUCCAGACGGCCCAUGGAUCUGACUGUGCACUUCUCUUGGGCGGCCCAGGUCGCUCCUCCGUCUACGACUACAAUGUGAAUCUAUUCCGCGGCACCUUAAACCCGUACAACAAUGGACCGGGCACUUGCAUCACCUACGAUGCCAUCAACGCGGCCUACUUGGAUGCACGCAAGCGUAUACAUGUGGCCCAGCCAAAGUCAGACUGGAAGCCGGAGGAACUGGCCACCGUGGGCGAACUGCUGCUCGACAUUUCCAUUCAAUUGGCCCGAACAUAUGGCUUAUCGUAUGAAGAAAUCGAAAAAGGAUUGCCCACGAUUGACACCUCGAAGACCCUGAUCCGUGAGGUGUGUCCACCCUUCUUCGCCGGAGUUGAGUGUCGCCCUGGAAAAUACCGGCGUUUCGAUGGCCUCUGCAACAACAUCGAGCACCCGACUUGGGGGGCAGCUAAUUCUCCAUUCCAGCGCCUGAUCGGUCCCCUUUACUCGGACGGAAUCAACGCUCCCAGGAUUUCGGUGACUGGUCGGGACUUGCCCUUCUCUCGAGUGGUUUCACGCACCAUGCAUCCCGACGACGGUUUCCACGAUCACGCGGGCACCGUUAUGGUCAUCGCCUGGGGUCAGUUCAUGGAUCACGACUUCACGCUGACGGGAACGCCGUUGGAUCCCAUAAACCGAAACGAUCCCGAGGAGUGCUGCAAGCGACCAUUGCAUCUAAAGCAUCCGUACUGCAACGAGAUUCGCAUUCCCGAUGACGAUUACUUCUACCGCCUGUUCAAUGUCAAGUGCAUCGAUUUCGUGCGUGGAUUCCCCUCCCCUCGUCCAGGCUGCAAAUUAGGAUCCCGUCAGCAGUUCAACACCUUGACCGGUGUCAUCGAUGCUAAUACCGUUUACGGAGUGAAGGAGUCAUUCGCCCGCAAACUGAGAACCGGCUACGGCGGCCUGAUGCGCAUGAAUCCCGUGUUCCAGGAGUACGGCCUGAAGGACCUGCUGCCCCUGAAGCUGGAUAUCCCCGAUGAGGGAUGCACGCGUCCCAACAAGAGCAUGUACUGCUUCGAGGGUGGCGAGAUUCGCGUUAAUGAGCAGCUGGUGCUCACCUGCAUGCACACCUUGAUGGCGCGGGAACACAAUCGAUUGGCCACUGGACUGGCGCAGAUCAAUAAGCACUGGGAUGAUGAGACCCUGUUCCAGGAGUCCAGACGCAUCAAUAUCGCCAUAGUGCAGCACGUCACCUUCAACGAAUUCCUGCCCAUUUUAUUGGGCAAGGAAGUGAUGGAGAAGUUCGGCCUGGUUCUCCAGAAAGAUGGCUACUGGGAUGGCUACGAUUCAACGGUGAAUCCCGGCAUCAUUGACUCAUUUGCGGGAGCGGCCUUCCGAUUUGGCCACUCGCUGCUGCCAACUGCCGUGGAACGCUGGUCCAAGGCCCACAAGUUCAUUGCCUCGAAACGUCUGUCGGAUUUGAUCAGGAGACCCUAUGAUCUCUACCGGGCUGGAGUGCUGGAUGAGUACUUCAUGGGUCUGAUGAACCAAGUGGCCCAGGCCAUGGACGACUCGAUAACCCAGGAGGUCACCAAUCAUCUGUUCAAGAAGGAGGGCGCCCGGUUCGGAAUGGAUCUGGUGUCCUUCAACAUGCAGCGCGGUCGGGAGUUCGGUAUUCCCGGUUACAUGGAGUUCCGGAAAUUCUGCGGUCUGCCCACCUCAAACACUUGGGAUGAGAUGUACGGAUCCAUGCCCAACGAGACUGUUUUGCGAUAUGGCAGCAUAUUUGAGCACCCUGCUGAUAUCGAUCUUUGGUCUGGAGGCGUUUCUGAAAAAUCACUUCCCGGUUCCAUGUUGGGACCGACUUUUGCCUGCGUCAUCGCCACCCAGAUGAGUUACUUGCGUCGUGGAGAUCGCUUCUGGUAUGAACUGCCCAACCAGCCGUCAUCAUUUUCUCCCGAGCAACUGCAGGAGAUUCGCAAGGCAAAGCUUUCCCGAUUGAUCUGCGACAACACCGACUUGAUUGAUACUGUGCAGAUUUACCCCAUGGUCUUGCCGGAUCAUGAAAUCAACCCUCGAGUGCCCUGCAAGAGCGGUAUCAUACCAUCAAUUGAUCUGACUAAAUGGGCGGACUUCGGCGGUCAUGGCGUAGAUCCCUCCCUCUAUAACUACAUCAAUGAAAUACCCGACACGCUGCUGAACUUUAGGAAGUAAAUGCCAUUUGUGUUUCUCGCGAUUUGUUCAACAAUCUCGAUUCAUUUUGUUUGACUCCAUAUCCUGUACCUUCUGUCUUCUAUAGUUCAAAAUCUUUUUCCUUCCUACUGCUUAGUCCCUCAACUAGUCUUUGCUCACCAUCCGCAUUUCUAUAGCGAGUCAGUAGUUUUGACACUGCCAUUUCUUCAGAGCUCUUUCCAGCAUUUCCGUGCAUGA